GCAGCAGUCACGCACUAGCAAGGCAGCUAGCAAAGGGGCAGCCUGCCAUCAAUCUCGCCUUUGUCGCAGCUCGGCACACUUUGCGCGCCUGUGACUGCCUUCUCUCCCCCGUGCACGCCGCUGCGACGCGUCCAGCGCUCGCGCGCCCUGUUGAGCUUCCUCACAUUUCGCAGACCAGUCGGCGCGCAUCCCAGGAAGCAUGUUCACCUCGACGGGAAAGACAGCGCCUCCCCAGGCCUUCGUCUCCAGCUACGCGCCCCGCCUGCGGUCGUACGGAAACUCCCUGAUAUCGCCCAUUGUCCCGCCUUCGAACACCCUCCCAGCGCCGCGGACGACGAAACGUGGAACAGCCAUCAUCAGCUACGCCGAGGAUGGAUAUGACGAUGAAGACUUCGACGACAGUGAGGGCCCGCGACGCGCGACGGGUCUGCGCAGCUUGCGGAGGGACGAUUCACAACUCGACAAAUCUGCGCAAAUAGCGGCGCUGGGCAAGGAGCUCACCGCACCCGUCGAAAUCCAGGGCAUAUGGCGAGAUUGGAUGGGGCGACCGAAGCACUCGAGGACCGAGAAGCAAGUACAGGUGCAAGCGGCGCUUCCAGUCACCCUUAUUCCCAUACGGAUAGACAUGGACAUUCAACCUUUCCGUCCAGACGCUCCCCUACCGAAGCCCUCCAACGCCAUCGAGUACGGCAUCGACGAGAGCCACCCAGCCUACAAACAGCCGGACAUGACUCCGGCAUAUCGGUUGAAGGAUGCAUUCCUCUGGAACCUGCAUGAGGCCCUAACUACCCCAGACCAGUUUGCGAAAGUGUUCGUAGACGAACUGGACCUCCCGGCCGACCGCAAGCCACAGCUGAUUCUCGCAAUCGCAAAUCAGAUUCGACAGCAGCUCGAAGAGUACGCAGGAGUCGCUCUGCAUCCUCUGUUCCACUCAACAGCGACGCCGUCCCUCCAAGGAACUGCGACUAAACCAGCGCCGCCCGCACAAUCUCGAGACGGAACAUCGACGCCCGCCGCGCCAGCUACGAACGGUGUAUCGACGCCUGUACUAAAUGGCGCCCCGCAGACCGAUGGAGCACCAACACCGGCGGCUAUUCCUAACGGAAUCAGCGCUACAGCCACAGCUCUGCCCUCUGGAGAACUCCAUAACCCGGACGAUACGUACCGCUGUAUUAUCACCCUAAACAUCAACCUGCUGAAUCGGCUAUAUAGUGACAAGUUUGAGUGGUCAUUAUUACAUCCUCCAGGGUUCGCGGAAAUGUUUGCCAAAGUCACUUGCGCAGAUCUGGGACUUGCAGGCGAGUGGGUACCAGCUAUGACGCACGCCAUAUACGAAGCAGUCUUGCGGUUGAAGAAGGAAGCUUGCGAGAACGGAGGUCUAGUCGGAGAUGGCGAAAUUGACAAUGACGCCGUUGAUCCCGCAGUCGGAGCAGGCUGGCGGUAUGACCAGGAGCACCUCUGCGAUGAGUGGGAACCAAAAGUCGAAAUCCUUUCCAAAGAAGAAAUCGAGAAACGUGAGGGCGAUCGUGAGAGACAGAUCCGUAGACUUCGGAGAGAAACAGCUCGGUUCUCCUCGACAACGAACAUGACGGGCACACCCCAGAACGACUUCUACGCCAAUAUCGAGCAGGCAGAGAACAUGGGGCGAGGGGAGCGCAGUAAAAAGAAGAGGCGAUUUAGGAGUCUCAGCCCGGUUGGACGAGAGACUCCUGAGUCUGGCGCUGGCUAUGGAGGCCAAGGGAACGGCUUGCAGGAUUGGGAACGACAAAAUUGGCGAUGUGCGCACUGCUAUGUAUGGGGCACCGCCGUCUGGGCUGUCCGCGACGGACCAAAGGGCCCACGAACGCUCUGCAACAAUUGCGGCUAUCUUUACGAGCGAGACAAGAAACUACCACCUUGGUCCGAGAAUCUAUUUUUCAACGACCGACCGCACCACGAGAUCCGACCGUACCAGCCGCAAAGGUAGCGUUGACACAGCGCUGUGUCUUCCCUAUCCUUUUCGAUGCCUCCUUGGAAGUUUUCUUUUUUUGGUUGACAGUCUCUAGCGAGAGCAUGAGACUCCUCGCCCAUUGGCGGUUAACACCUUAUUUGUGGGAAAGGGGAUAUCAGUUCACGAGCGCAACUGGAUUUCACGUAUGAGGUUUUGAAGGGAUCUACUUAUUUGUAGCAUUAUCAGCGAUGGCGUUAGGUUAUCAUGUUGGCAGGAAGGAGCUCUGGAAUGGAGGAUUUUACUUCGUUGUACUGUACCACUAAGGACGUCCUCCGAGUGUACGAAGCUUGGCCGCAUGUUAGCUGCGUGUUUGCGACAUCCUCAGCAAUGAGCAGUUGAAUAGCAAAAGUAAUC
Trematosphaeria pertusa is the source of this 2344-nucleotide messenger RNA. RefSeq names its product SNF5-domain-containing protein. Gene Ontology annotation, biological process: chromatin remodeling; regulation of transcription by RNA polymerase II. Bases 200 to 1966 code for a protein of 588 amino acids. Gene Ontology annotation, cellular component: nucleus; RSC-type complex; nuclear chromosome. NCBI's taxonomy places the organism in Eukaryota, Fungi, Ascomycota, Dothideomycetes, Pleosporales, Trematosphaeriaceae. The transcript is spliced from 2 exons. The record is from RefSeq and is a predicted model, not a curated record. Gene Ontology annotation, molecular function: zinc ion binding; transcription coregulator activity.